Cygnus olor (mute swan) is the source of this 5898-nucleotide messenger RNA. It is a transcript of the gene ZBTB35, whose product is annotated as zinc finger protein 131. The record is from RefSeq and is a predicted model, not a curated record. Bases 2427 to 4325 code for a protein of 632 amino acids. Gene Ontology annotation, cellular component: nucleus. The transcript is spliced from 7 exons. Gene Ontology annotation, molecular function: protein binding; DNA-binding transcription factor activity, RNA polymerase II-specific; RNA polymerase II cis-regulatory region sequence-specific DNA binding. NCBI's taxonomy places the organism in Eukaryota, Metazoa, Chordata, Aves, Anseriformes, Anatidae. Gene Ontology annotation, biological process: regulation of transcription by RNA polymerase II.
CCGCUGGGGCCGCUCCUGAGGGAAGGAGCGCGGGGACGGGCACGGGGGGGUCCCGGUGUUGUGCCCUCCGUCAGUCCACGGAGCCUCCCGCCCCGAGGCGGCGUGGGGGUGUGGUCUGGCGGGCAGACCUCAGCGUGUGGGGAGAAUGGGGGAAAAUGGGGACGGGAGGGGUGCGGGAGUGUGGCGAUAAAAGCGGGGGUGCCGCGGGGUGGGUGUGUGAGGACAGCUGCCUGUCACGGGUACGUGAAGCGUGACCGGGUAACGGUGUUAGCUCGGUAGCUGAGUUCUCCAAGAAAAUCCAGAAAACUGUCGUAAAAAAUGUGUAGGAAACAGAAACAGCUGAAUUUCCAUCAGCUGUGGGCUGGCAUGUAACCAUCAGGUGGGGCCACGUCUGCCUGCCUCCUUUGACUUUUUUUUUUGACGGAGUAUAGGCUCAUUAAGGUUGGAAAAGACCUCCAAGAUCAUCUGGUCCAACCAUCCCCCCACCAUCACCCACCAGCUUUUCCCUAAACACCCCGAGGAACGGUGACUCCACCACUUCCCUGGGCAACCCGUCCCAAUGCCUGACUGCUCUUUCCGAGAAGAAAUGUCUCCUCACUUCCAACCUGAACCUCCCCUGCUGCAGCUUGAGGCCAUUCCCUCUGGUCCUAUCACUAGUUACCUGUGAGAAGAGGCCGACCCCCAGCUCCCCGCACCUUCCUUUCAGGGAGUUGUAGAGUAGUGCAGUUCCUACCUCUUGCUCCAGAGUAUUCAUCCCCUCAGUGAACAUAUACAGGGCUUUGAACACGCUGUUACAUUGGGCGUUUUUUUGCAAUAUAUCACUGAGCUUUGUGUUAGUUCAGGACAAUAAAUUACCAGUCAUAAGUAGUAUGUUAUUCAUGUGUUGGUUUUUUGUUGUUAUUGUUGUUUUAUUUUGGUUCUGUUUGUUUGGUUUUUGUUUUUUUUAAGUGUUCUGACAAAGACUCAAGUUUUUAAAACAAAAUUUUAGGUUUGGUCAGGGGUGUGUUGAUUAUUUUGAGGUUGUUUUUUUUCUUUUUUUUUUUUGUAAGAUACCCCUGCAAACAUGCAAAUUACUCCCAAAUUGCAUUUGGAUAGGUGGAAAUCAUGAUAUUUGAGGGUCAAAAGUUGGUUUGCUUUAACUUUUAAGGAGUUCAAUUUUCAACUGCAAGUCAUGCAUCCUUGAAUGAUUUCUCAAAAAUGGGUAGGAAGAAUUCAACAGUCACGUAAAUGGCUGUCAGCUUCCCAUAUGAAACUUCAUGUGGAAUACCAGAUGACAGAGGAAAGGUGGGAGCUGCUUGUCAUCUGUCUUAAGCUCAUUAUUACAGAAGAGGUGAGAUGGAGGCAGCAGCAUCCUUUCCUUCCACUUCACUUUCCCCACAGGCUGGUCUUCUCUGUCCCCUUUAAGAGCCUCGUGUGUACCUCAGUGUCCACUUGGAACAGCACUGCUAGCAAGCAAAACUAGGCUUCCAUAAGCAUUUGCUUUUUUCCCUUUUUGCCUUUCACUUCUGUCAUCUUUGUGGGACAGUUUCUGAGAUGCAAGGAAGAGCGUCCUUUGUGGUGAAAAUACAAAUGUGACAAUUUUCUUUGCUUGAUAUGUUAGUCAUAAUAAAAUAACGCUUGCUUUCAUCAUAACUGGGUAAUUAUUUUCCUCUCUCCUGUUGAACCCCAUAAUACCGGAAUGUGCAUUUGUUGGAAGGAAACUUGAACUUACGGAGCCACACGGUGGCGUUAGCAUGCCUGGUGGUAUCUGUUCAGAUGUAGUUGGUACACGCAAGGACAGGUUUGCGCUCAGGACUUCACAAUUCCAGUCAACCAAACCUGCACUGGGAGUCAGGGAGCACCUCCUAUUUAGUUUCUUCCAGCACUCUAAAGAUACCUGCUUCUUUGUCACACCAAAAAUUUCCACCUCCGUGUUCAGAGAUACUAACUGCUCUUCUUUCUUCCUUCUGUCCAUACUAAGCACAACAAUAUAGUGAAAGGUACUUCUCAGAUUCCUUUGAAGCUCAUUCAAGUCUAAUCGCUGUCUUCUCUCAGAUACCACGUUUUUCAAUGUGAGAUAGACUGUGAAAAGAAACUUUCUGUGCUAACGUUGCUUUGAAAUGUCUUUUUUCUGUGGCAUUCUCAGCGUGAGAGCCAUGUGAACGUGGGAGUUGAAGACAAGGGCUGCAGCACAGACCUGAAGUCGUUUUGCUUAGAGAUAAUUUGUGAUAUGCUUUCAUUGAAGCGCUUGGACUCUCUCCAGAGGUUCUUUUGCAUAAGAAGCAGACUAGCAUCUGCUGCAUCGUCUCCACAGGCACAGUGUUUUGCUUAACCUCUUCAGGUCUGAGAACCUCCUCAACUCCCACUCACAGCUACAUUUAUUGUAUCAGUAAGGGAGGAAGGGCCGUCAGCUUGCAAGCCCACGUGUCUCAUUGAAAAGGCUGGCAAUGGAUAUUUCGCCAUGCAGGGGAAGAAGUACUAGUCCUUCUGCCAUGGAAGCCGAAGAAACGAUGGAAUGUAUCCAGGAAUUCCCAGAGCACUAUAAAGUUAUUUUGGAUAGACUGAAUGAACAACGUGAGCAGGACCAGUUCACAGACAUCACUCUGAUUGUGGAUGGUCACCAUUUCAAAGCUCAUAAGGCUGUUCUUGCUGCCUGUAGCCAGUUCUUCUACAAAUUCUUCCAAGAUUUCACUCAGGAGCCCUUGGUGGAGAUUGAAGGUGUAAGUAACAUGGCAUUUCGUCACCUAAUAGAAUUCACCUAUACAGCAAAACUAAUGGUGCAAGGUGAGGAAGAAGCAAAUGAUGUUUGGAAAGCAGCUGAGUAUCUACAGAUGCUAGAAGCAAUCAAAGCACUUGAAAUCAGGAACAAAGAAAAUUCAUCACCCUUAGAAUCAAAUCAAACCCAAGGUAAAAAUAAACCAAAAAAGAGGAAGAUAGCUGAAACUUCUAACGUUAUCACAGAAACGCUGCCAUCUGCAGAAUCAGAUCCGGUUGAAAUCGAGGUUGAGAUUGCUGAAGGGACAAUUGAAGUGGAAGAUGAUAGCAUCGAAACACUUGAAGAAGUAGCUUCUGCAGAGCAAUCCAUAAAGUACAUACAGACAACGGGUACAUCAGAUGAAUCUGCUUUGGCUCUUUUGGCAGAUAUCACCAGCAAGUAUCGUCAGGGAGAGCGAAAAUGCCAGAUCGAAGAAGAAGGUGACAGUGCAACUGAUCCCUCGUGCAAACAGGUAGAAGGUAUUGAAAUUGUGGAACUUCAGCUGUCACACGUGAACAAUUUAUUCCACUGUGAGAAAUGUAACCGUUCGUUUAAAUUGUUUUACCAUUUUAAGGAACACAUGAAAACACACUCUACUGAGAGUUACAAGUGUGACAUAUGCAAUAAAAGGUACCUACGAGAGAGUGCUUUGAAACAGCACCUCACCUGUUACCACCUCGAUGAAGGUGGCGCCAGCAAGAAGCAAAGACCUGGCAAAAAAAUACAUAUAUGCCAGUACUGUGAUAAACAGUUUGACCACUUUGGACAUUUUAAAGAGCACCUCCGGAAGCACACAGGUGAAAAACCAUUUGAAUGUCCAAACUGCCACGAACGUUUUGCUAGGAAUAGCACACUCAAAUGUCACUUGACGGCCUGUCAGUCUGGAGCUGGAGCUAAAAAGGGAAGAAAGAAGCUGUAUGAAUGUCAGGUUUGUAACAGCGUGUUUAACAGUUGGGAUCAAUUUAAAGAUCACUUGGUGAUACACACUGGUGACAAACCCAACCACUGUACCUUGUGUGAUUUGUGGUUUAUGCAAGGCAGUGAGCUGAGAAGGCAUCUCAAAGACAUGCACAAUAUUUCAGAACGACUGGUGACAGAAGAGGUUCUUCCAGUGGAAGCUGUGGAAGCUGAACCAGUAACAUCAAUGACUAUAAUAGAACAAGUGGAACAAGUUCAUGUCCUACCAGUAAUUCAGGUACAAGUGGAUCCUGCACAGGUAACUGUGGAACAGAUGCACCAGGAUCUCAUACAGGACAAUCAAGUGAAAGGCGCGCAGUUGGAUGAACUACAAGAACAGGUGCAAAUUAGUUACUUGGAGGUUGAGCACAUUCAGACUGACCACGGUGCUGAAGUUCAUGUGGAGCAGUUGCAUGUUGAGCAUGUAAAUCAAAUACAGAUGGAAGAAGUACAAGCAGAACUUAUAGAUGGAACAGACCUUGAACAAGUAGAAUACGAAAGUAUUGAUCAAGGAGAAGCAGAAGAAAAAGAACCUAGUCACGUAGCUGAUGCAGAUAAGGAGGAUCAUGAACAAGCUGAAGACUUAAAAGCUCAACAAUUAGUGGACACGCAGACUGAAAAGGUGGAUGACUAGGACAAUUAACUGCGUGCAGGUUUAGGAGUGAAAUACCAAAUUAUUUUUGUUAACUUUUACAUUGUUUUUUGAACUGUAAAUGGUCAUCUUUCCAAUAUGCUGUCCUUAGCAAGCUGGACAAGUGGACCAAAGUUAGCUUUCUUCAUAUACAGCUACACUUCUGUCAUAUGUGAAAAAUAACUGUCAUGUAAUACCACGGAACAGAAACUACCACCGAAAUGGACAGCUUUGUGAUGAUUUUAGUAAUGAGUAGCUUGUCUCACUGUUAUGCCAUCCCUGGGUAUAUGUAAGAGUAACUUCAUCUCUUUUCCUCUUGCAGUAGAAGCAAACUCUUGUUAUAGAUUUGCAGGGUGUCUGUGGCAGAAGAGUUAGUAAAAUCUGGUGGGUUCUAGUAUAAAUGACCAACCAGAUACCUGUGAAUUUUCUGGGCAGACUGCCAUCCAAAUGCAGUACUGUAUCUAACAGCAGUCCCUGCGUUUCUUUAAUGUGAGAAGCUUUAUAUCAAGCUGGAACUUCUGAACUUUCAGUCUGGGGGAAAGCUGUUUUUGCUGGAGGUCUGAGAGCACAAAAAUUCUGUGCCUUCUCAACAGUGACUGGUUAAAUUUCCACAAAGCUUCUAGAGUGUUCAAGAACCUAGUUCAGUAAAAAGGCAAUGUAGGUAACGUUAUAGUGCUUUAUAUUUUUGCUUAAAAUUGUCAGCUACUGAUUUUUUUGCAUUAAACUUAGAAUGGGGGGGGUGUUGAGGAAGAAAACAGAUUCCACUUAGAGGCAAUAAGACGCUCUAAAAGGAUCAUCUUAAAACAGGAAAAGCUCGAUAGAAUCUGUGGUAAACAUGAGCUGGAAGAAAGCUACCAGCAGAUUCUUCUUUUAUAAAUCUUCAUUUUUGAAAAUGAAUUUGUUUAAACAAGUAUAGAGAAGACUUGUCUAUAUGGUAUCAGGUUCCUGGUUAUGGGGAUUUUUUUGAAAUGGAAUUCUGACACUUGACACAAAGAUGUUGUGCUAAAAAUAAAAGUAAAAGCCAUAGGUAUGAGUGCUAAGCUGUGGAUUGAAAAGUAGGAGUGUAAACGUUUAAAUCAAUAUUAGACAAUAAAAUAAUACCAACCAUGAAAUGUUGCAUUAUUUGCUUCAUCCAAUAAACAAGAAACAAUUUAGUGACUGGCAAUUACAGUGCCAGAUCCCAGUGAUAAGAAUCAAUCCCAUUUUAAUAAGAUUAAUAGCUCAUUACUGUGAAGUUAAGUUUGUUUAGAAAAUAUUGGUCUGGCUCUGUUCAGCCAUACUAAGGACUUCUAAUUCCCAAUUAUUGCCUUGUUCCAUACUUCUGAAAAACUCUUUUUAAAGCCUUAACUGAAUGGAGGAAUUAUUGCAAGGAAGUUCCCUAAUGCGCUUAGUAAUCCCAUAGAUCUUAGUUAAAACCAAGUUUUUCUAUUGUCGUCUCCAAAGGCGGAAUUAUUUCCUCAAACUUGUGCUUUUCAGUCUCAUUCAAAAUGAUUCUUGUGUUUCAUCUUACUUUUUGAGAAACUGUUGCAAAACAAACACAAAUCUCAAUUAAAGGAUCUCAAUUAAAAAUUUCAAA